Molecule: messenger RNA, 1326 nt
Organism: Cynocephalus volans (Philippine flying lemur)
Lineage: Eukaryota; Metazoa; Chordata; Mammalia; Dermoptera; Cynocephalidae
Gene: ZMYND19
Product: zinc finger MYND-type containing 19
Exons: 6
Coding region: 171-854 (227 amino acids)
Cellular component (GO): cytoplasm; synapse; membrane
Source: RefSeq, a predicted model, not a curated record
UCCGGCGGGCGCGAGGCGGCGGCGGCCCGAGCCCGGCCCAGCCUCGUCCCGCCCGGGCCCGCCCGGACUCGACCCCGGCCCCGGCUCGACUGGACGCACCCAGCCUCGCCCCGGCCCCGGCCCGGCGCCUCCCCAGGGAGCGGCGCUGCCGGCCGAACGCAGGCCCGGCCAUGACCGACUUCAAAUUGGGCAUCGUGCGGCUCGGCCGGGUGGCCGGGAAGACCAAAUACACACUGAUAGAUGAACAAGACAUCCCGCUGGUGGAGAGCUACUCCUUUGAGGCCCGAAUGGAAGUAGAUGCAGAUGGAAAUGGUGCUAAGAUAUUUGCAUAUGCCUUUGACAAAAACCGAGGAAGGGGCUCCGGAAGGCUUCUCCAUGAGCUGCUGUGGGAGCGACACAGGGGAGGCAUCGCUCCGGGGUUUCAGGUGGUACAUCUCAAUGCUGUGACUGUGGACAAUCGCCUGGACAACCUGCAGCUGGUGCCCUGGGGCUGGCGGCCCAAAGCUGAAGAGACCUCCAGCAAACAAAGGGAGCAAAGCUUAUAUUGGCUCGCAAUUCAGCAGCUUCCCACGGACCCCAUAGAAGAGCAGUUCCCAGUCCUGAACGUGACCCGGUACUACAACGCGAACGGGGACGUGGUGGAAGAGGAGGAGAACUCCUGCACCUACUACGAGUGCCGCUACCCUCCCUGCACGGCGAUCGAGCAGCAGCUCCGGGAGUUCAACAUCUGUGGGCGCUGCCAGGUGGCCCGAUACUGCGGCUCCCAAUGCCAGCAGAAGGACUGGCCCGCCCACAAGAAGCAUUGUCGGGAGAGGAAGCGUCCCUUCCAGCAUGAGCUUGAGCCAGAGCGAUGACGGGCAGCGGAACUGCCACCGCUGCAUGCUCGCAGCUUCUGGGCUCUUCCUUGGGCACAGUGGAGACAGACUGGUGGUUGAACCUGGAAGUGCCGAAGAAGCCAGCAGCGGGUCCAGAAGAGCUGCCAUGAGACUCCCGAUGUUACAUGCUGUCUGUGUGGGGACAGCACCCCCUGCAGUGUUAAUCUCCAGCAGAAACAACCAGGGAAGCUCCCACCAGGACAUUUCUCAUUAUUUAUAUGUUAAUAUGUUUGUAAACUCAUGUACAGUUUUUUUGGGGGGAGGCAGUGGGAGGGUUAGAAAUUACAAAUAGAAUCAUUUGCUGUAAUCCUCAAAUGGCAAAGGGCAGGCCACACAUUUGAAAACUGUCAUGUAGCUGAAGGUUCUCUCCUGGGCCGUGGGAGCCCCAUAGGGUGUGGCCAGCAUGGAAGUCAUGUCCAGAAGGGCAAAGUAAAGGGGCGGAGUCAUCUCA